CCCACCUCCCCUAACCUUCUUCGUUGUUCUCAUAUCUCAACUUGUCUUUCUCUCUUCUUCUUCUUCUUCUUCUUCUCUCUCUCCUGAGUUCAGAUCCUCUGAAGUGAAGGUUUACGCUGCAUCUUCAUUUCUAGGGUUUUUCAUCUCCAUUUGCAACCCUAAUUCCAAAACCUUCGAGGAUUUUGCUGCUUAAUCGGUCCGUUUCUUCCAGCUGAUUCGCCGCAAAUUUGAGGUUUCACCUUGAUCUUCGAUCUGUUUCGAUCCGUCGAAGCUAGUGACACUUCUUUUGUGCGGUGAAGUUUUCUUGCUGUUUCGAUCUGUUUUGAAAAGGAAAAGGAAAAGGAAAGGAAGAACAGAAGAUGCAGCCAGAUCAGCUCAAGAAGGACAUGAAAGAGUUGGACUUCUUCACCGACUAUGGGGAUGCCAACAGAUACAAGAUUCUUGAAGUUAUAGGGAAGGGUAGCUAUGGAGUUGUCUGUGCAGCAAUUGACACACACACUGGGGGGAAAGUUGCAAUAAAGAAGAUUAAUGAUGUUUUUGAGCAUAUAUCCGAUGCCAUUAGAAUCCUGCGCGAGGUCAAGUUGCUAAGACUUUUAAGACACCCUGAUAUUGUUGAUAUUAAGCGGAUCAUGUUGCCACCUUCAAAGAGAGAUUUUAAAGAUAUUUAUGUGGUCUUUGAGCUCAUGGAGUCUGAUCUCCAUCAAGUCAUCAAAGCUAAUGAUGACUUGACCCGCGAACACCAUCAGUUUUUUCUUUAUCAGAUGCUACGUGCUUUGAAGUAUAUGCAUACAGCAAAUGUGUAUCACAGAGACCUUAAGCCCAAGAACAUACUGGCUAAUGCAAACUGCAAGCUCAAAAUUUGUGAUUUUGGACUUGCCAGAGUUGCAUUCAAUGAUGAACCAACUGCAAUAUUUUGGACGGAUUAUGUUGCUACUAGAUGGUACAGAGCCCCUGAGCUGUGUGGAUCGUUCUCAUCUAAGUAUACACCAGCGAUUGAUAUAUGGGGCAUAGGAUGCAUUUUUGCUGAGGUGCUAACAGGAAAACCGUUGUUCCCUGGCAAAAGUGUUGUGCAUCAAUUAGAUUUGAUUACUGAUCUUCUUGGGACACCAUCACCCGAAGUUAUUGCAGGAGUUCGAAAUGAGAAGGCAAGGAAGUACCUCACAGAAAUGCGGAAGAAACCUCCUGUGCCAUUUGAAAAGAAAUUUCCAAAUGCUGAUCCAUUGGCACUUCGCCUACUGCAAAGGCUUUUAGCAUUUGAUCCAAAGGAGCGGCCAACUGCCCAAGAGGCACUAGCUGAUCCUUUCUUCAAGGGUUUGGCCAAAGUUGAGAGAGAGCCUUCAUGUCAGCCAAUUUCAAAAUUGGAAUUUGAGUUUGAGAGGAGAAGAUUGAAUAGGGAGGAUGUUAGAGAACUACUAUAUCGAGAGAUUCUGGAGUAUCAUCCUCAGCUUCUCAAAGAUUACAUGAAUGGAAUGGAAGGGACAAAUUUCGUCUAUCCUAGUGCCAUAGAUCAUUUGAGGAAGCAAUUUGCUUAUCUUGAGGAAAACCAUGGUAAAAGUGGCCCUGUGAUUCCUCCGGAGAGGAAGCAUGCUUCCCUUCCAAGGUCCACGGUACAUUCUAGUACAUUUACUCCCAGUGCCCAGCCAUCAUUCCCUCCGAAUGAGAACAAGCAAAUUGCAGAAGAUGCAUCUAAGAUUUCGAGAGCUGCCGGAGAAUCUAAUUCAACCAGUCAUAUAAUAAGGCCUUCGAGACCUCCACCAAAGGUGCCAACAGCAAAACCGGGUAGAGCUGUAGGGACGACGGUUUCGUACUAUGAUAGUGGGAGAAACAUGAAAGACAAUUAUGACCCGAAGAUGUUCUACCGAAAUACUCUUCCUCAAGCAGUCUCUCCACACUGUUUCCAAAGGAUGUGCCCUACAAACCCCAAAACGCCAUCGGAGGCAUACAAGGAUGUUUCACAAGGCAAACACCAACUUCCAUCCCAGCAGGGUAAUGUGCCAGCGAGACUGGCUAUAGAUCUUAAUACCAACCCAUACUACCAGCACGGGAAGAGUGAUCAUGUCUCUGCCAUUGAUGCUAAGUUGAUUCAAGCACAAUCUCAGUUUGGUGCAGUUGGUGCUGCCGCAGUAGCCGUGGCUGCACACAGGCACUCGGGGUGCUUUUAGCGUUUGAUUAUCAUAGGUUGUUAGGAGGUAUUGAAUUAGAGACAUGUUAUAUGCUCUGUGCUCUAUGCUUUGCCUGGAGUUGGAGGGUUAGGAAGUUGCUUAAUUUUUAGACUGGUUUAGGUUUGGUUUUUCACUUCUUUCAGAGUACCAUCUGUGUAAUUAUAUAUGUACAUCAUUUAAUUGAUCAAUAAAAUGAUAAUUGUUUUUCCA
This is a messenger RNA of Arachis stenosperma, 2372 nucleotides long. Its product is annotated as mitogen-activated protein kinase 19-like. Gene Ontology annotation, molecular function: ATP binding; MAP kinase activity. NCBI's taxonomy places the organism in Eukaryota, Viridiplantae, Streptophyta, Magnoliopsida, Fabales, Fabaceae. Gene Ontology annotation, cellular component: nucleus; cytoplasm. The record is from RefSeq and is a predicted model, not a curated record. The transcript is spliced from 10 exons. The coding region runs from base 360 to 2162 and encodes 600 amino acids. Gene Ontology annotation, biological process: protein phosphorylation; intracellular signal transduction.